Cyanidioschyzon merolae strain 10D is the source of this 783-nucleotide messenger RNA. RefSeq names its product chloroplast ribosomal protein L15 precursor. Gene Ontology annotation, molecular function: structural constituent of ribosome. Lineage: Eukaryota; Rhodophyta; Bangiophyceae; Cyanidiales; Cyanidiaceae. The transcript has a single exon. The record is from RefSeq and is a predicted model, not a curated record. Bases 1 to 783 code for a protein of 260 amino acids. Gene Ontology annotation, biological process: translation. Gene Ontology annotation, cellular component: cytosolic large ribosomal subunit; ribosome.
AUGGCGUUCCUGACUUUCCCUCGGCUGUCUUGUGGUCGCGGAGAGCACUUGCGUGCCUCACUGAGCACUCAGUCCGCCUGGUGUCCUGUCGGAAGCACCCGGCGAGCGAUGCUGCACGCUGGUGCGUCGCCCUUCCUGUCGUCGUGGCGACUGGCGAGCGCGCGACGAGUAGCUACCGGCAACAGCGUGCACAGUGGUCUACGAGAGCUGCAAGCUAUUCGAAUUGUGGACAAAGAAGGCAAAAUUCCGGAAGAAAUAGCGAACGAGAACUUUACGUUGGGGAACCUUGCUCCAGCACCUGGCAGUGUGCACCGGAAGAAACGCAAGGGCCGGGGUAUUGCAGCAGGGCAAGGGGGCUCGUGCGGAUACGGUAUGCGCGGGCAAAAGUCGCGCUCCGGUGGAUCUAUUCGGCCAGGCUUCGAGGGUGGCCAGAUGCCGCUCUAUCGCCGUAUCCCCAAGUACCGUGGGCGUCCUCCGGGUCCAAGCCACCGGCGCAUUGAGUAUCAGCCAGUGAACGUGAAAGCGCUGAAUACCUGUGCGGAAGGCUCAGUGGUAACCCCGCACGUCCUGAUUGAAACCGGCGCCAUUCAUCGAACGAAUUUGAAGUUGUUCAAGAUCCUCGGCGAUGGAGAGAUCACGGUGCGCAACCUGACAGUGAAAGCGCACGCCUUCUCAUCUUCUGCGGUGCGAAAGAUCGAAGAAGCCGGCGGUCGUUGUGUUCUGCUUAGUCCGACAACAGGGAAGGACAUAGAGCUUCCAUCUGAGGAUAAUCAGGACGAGUGA